UUUCAGUUCUUGAUAUCUUCGGUCUGGUACCAAGCCUUUGCAAUUUUCUGUGUUCAUCACUAUCGUAUCGCAUCAGCACUCCCAAGUAACAUUUGCCUGCGUGCCAGCGUCCAUUCACACCAACCAUCAUCAUGCGUUUCACAUCCGUAGCUUCGACUUUCCUCUUCGGUUUGCUUACUGCGCAACCAAUUCUGGCCUCCCCUACCCCGUCUACGAAUAUCAACACAGAAAACUUGGCUGUCAGAGCACCAGAGCCUGAGCCGUCUUUCCUCCGCUUGCCAGGGACCAUCAGGCCUACUGUAAGGAGAAGGGAAAAGAAGCGCGCAAGACAGGAAGCAUCCAUGGAACAAGCAUGAGGGAGAUUCAAAAUGCGACUCGGACGUCGAAAAUGUGAAUGUUCCUCUGAUGAGGCAGGGUGGAUUUUGUAUAUGUGUUGAAGUAAGUUUGAUGUGUCGAAUGUAUAUACGCCCGAUUGGCAAGCAUGAUACUCCAGCCACGGGGUUUUACAAAUUUGGGAAUUCUGGAGUUUACGGCACGGUUAAAAUGAACGAAUUAUGAUCACAGCUCCCAGAACGUGGAGACUUGCACAUUGCUGGUUCUUUGUGCUGCUUCCACCAUCGUGAAUAAUGCCGCCUCCACACAGGGGAUCAACGACACGAAUUUGGUACCGUUUCUGUUAUCCUGGGAGCAUUCCCAUGAUCGAAU
This is a messenger RNA of Periconia digitata, 705 nucleotides long. The record is from the annotation of a GenBank genome assembly. Lineage: Eukaryota; Fungi; Ascomycota; Dothideomycetes; Pleosporales; Periconiaceae.